CUUCUCACCGAACUGGUAACGAACCUUCUCUCUCUAAAUUCAAGCAUCCCACCUAUUUACUUUCUCUCUCUAAAACCUUGAGCAAUCCUCUACCAUUUUCCUUGCGUAGUUUUUUUUGACCCCAUUGUGCGACCGCUGAUCCCUCAGACCCGUCUUGUGCGAGCACUCAUCCCUGUCACACAACUCACGGCAGAGUAGCCUUUUCACCAAUUGGCCUGCGUGCAGCAAGCCCUCUAAUGUUCAUCUGAAUUCAAUAUUGCGUCCAAUUCAAUUACGCAACGCAAAAGCCCAAUUCAUAUCUUAAUUCCUCUGCAACUCUUUCACUUUAUCUCUAAGGACGGUGGCUCAUUUUCCCAAUUAACGGAGACCUUUCUUCCUCUCGGAGCCAGAUUUCCUUAAAGACGACUGAGAUAUUUGCAUUUCUUUCUCUAACCCCCAAAUCUCUCUCUAACCCAACUGCAUAACAGUAACCAAGAUUCAUCCCCAUCUCUCUCUAACCCAACUCCAUAACAGUAAUCAAGAUUCCCGAUCUCUCAAAACACGGCAGUCUUUUUUUUAGGAAUUUUAUUAUUAUUUGUAAUUCCCCAUCUCUCUCUACCCGUUUUUUUUUUCCAAAAACACGCAGUCUGUAAAAUCGGAAAACAUAGAGAAGCACCCAUGAGCCAACCAGAAGAGAUCAAGAAACGGAAACCCAAGGCAAGACCCGUGUCCUGCGUCUCCAUCCCCCCCCGAGCCUUUCCCCUCCCCAUCCCUCUCCCGGUGCCCCUCCCACCUCCCCCCUCCUCCUCCGCCUCCGCCUCCUCCUCCUCCUCUCUCCCUCUCUCUUCUUCUCCUCUCUCCUCACUCUCUCUCUCUGCAAUAGCAAAUGACAAUAAUACUCCUCGUCACUCCGACCUCGUCCGCCUCCACUUCUUGGGCAGCGGCGCAUCCGGCAACGUGUACCUCGUGCGCCACAUCCCCUCCUCCCAGCUCUUCGCCCUCAAGACGCUGCCCCUCUCCCUACAGGACGACGCCACGCGUCACAAUAUCCACCGCGAGAUUCAGAUCCUCCGCCAAGCCCACCACCCCCACGUCGUCCGAUGCCACGGCCUCUACGAAAUCAACGGCGAGACCCAAAUCCUCCUCGAGUUCAUGGACGGUGGAUCCCUCAGUUCCAAGAUCCUCAACGAAUCCCAGAUCGCCCUUGUUUUUCGCCAAGUUUUGCUGGGUCUCGAAUACCUACACAAGCGACGUAUCGUGCAUCGAGAUCUAAAGCCCGCUAACCUCCUGAUCAACUCACUCGAUCAAGUGAAAAUCGCGGAUUUCGGGGUUAGCCGAAUUUUAAGCAGGACCAUGGAUCCUUGCAAUUCAUCGGUUGGGACCAUCGCUUACAUGAGUCCAGAGAGGAUCGACACGGAUCGCAGCCAGGGGGUUUACGAUGGAUACGCAGGUGAUGUAUGGGGAGUUGGGGUCAGUGCUUUGGAGAUGUUUAUGGGGAGAUAUCCGCUUUUGCCCCUAGGUAAAAGUCCCGAUUUCGGGACUCUAAUAUGGGCUAUAUGCGGGGACGAGUCACCCCUUAGGUUUAUUCCCCAAGGGACAACACCGCAAUUCAGAAGCUUUCUUGAGGCUUGUUUGCAGAGGGAUGCGACGAGAAGGCCCCCUGUUUCACACUUGUUAUCUCACCGAUUUGUUGCUCCACGAUAGAGACUUGACUUUUUUCUUCCACACGACAUUUUUUUCUCUCUACCAGUAUUCGGUUUUGGAUUUGUGUGUAUUGUUUUUAGCUUGUUUACUUUUUGUAGAAAUGGAUAUACGA
This is a messenger RNA of Amborella trichopoda, 1795 nucleotides long. RefSeq names its product mitogen-activated protein kinase kinase 4. Lineage: Eukaryota; Viridiplantae; Streptophyta; Magnoliopsida; Amborellales; Amborellaceae. Gene Ontology annotation, biological process: protein phosphorylation. Gene Ontology annotation, molecular function: protein serine/threonine kinase activity; ATP binding. The record is from RefSeq and is a predicted model, not a curated record. Gene Ontology annotation, cellular component: cytoplasm.